GCAGGGGGGAGCCGGAGGGGAAGCAGAGAACGCGAGCGAGGCACCAGCCCGCAGCCCGCCCCCAGCACAUCCUCAGGCGCGCGGACACUCGGCGAGGCUCGGGGCGAGGUGGAGGUGAGGGCGCGCGCGAGCGAACUCGGAGAGGGGCUCGCGCACUCCCGGGCGAUCCCAGUCGCCGCCGCCGCACCAGCAGCAGCACCAGCAGCAGCAGCAGCAGCGGCAGCAGCAGCUUCCUUCCUCAGAUCCCCUCGUGAGGCUGGCUCAGCGGGUGUAGCCGCCGGGGGAGGCUCCCGGUGGGGAAGCCCGGCGAGGGCAAGAGCUGGGCAGCCGCCUCCCGCUCCCGCCGUCCGGCCAUCGGUGCCCCCGCCAGCGUGUCAUCCCGGGUGCCCGGGAUGUGUGUCAGUUUACGCUUCUGAGAUCACACAGCUGCCUGGGGGCCGGGGGAUGCCCAAGGCAAGUGUUGGCUUUUAUUUUUGCUAUUUUUUUACGCUUGGCUUCGGGAAAUAUUCGUGAUGUUGUAGGAGAAAGGAAAUGAUACUUUGAGGAACUGGAGAGGACAUAGAUGCCUUGUUUUUAAGAGAGGAAACGCGUCCCCUCUUUCCGGCUUGCUCCCUUCUUGCUGAUUUCAAGAGCUACCCUCCUCCUGGCGAGGUGGGGACCCAGCAAGAAGAAAGGUGAAUACGGGCCGCCAGGACCCGGGAGGAAAACACUGACCAUUAGAAGCCUCUGCAGAAGACACUGUAAGGAAGAACAGAAGCGAGAGAAAAACACAAAAGACUUAUAACUAGACAAGAAACCUACAAAUCCUGCUCUGGAGAAAAGCUCCUUCUUCGAAAUGGAUAUGAUUCCUCUCACCUGGGUUUUCUUAGCUCUCUACUUUUCAAGACACGAAGUGAGAGGCCAACCAGACCCACCCUGCGGAGGUCGCUUGAAUUCCAAAGAUGCUGGCUACAUCACCUCCCCAGGUUACCCCCAGGAUUAUCCACCCCACCAGAACUGUGAGUGGAUUGUUUACGCCCCUGAACCCAACCAGAAGAUUGUCCUCAACUUCAACCCGCACUUUGAAAUUGAGAAACAUGACUGCAAGUAUGAUUUCAUUGAGAUUCGGGAUGGAGACAGUGAAUCUGCAGACCUCCUGGGAAAGCACUGUGGGAACAUCGCCCCACCCACCAUCAUUUCCUCAGGCUCGGUGCUUUACAUCAAGUUCACCUCUGACUACGCCCGACAGGGGGCAGGCUUUUCCCUGCGCUAUGAGAUCUUCAAGACAGGCUCCGAAGACUGUUCAAAAAACUUCACGAGCCCCAACGGGACCAUCGAAUCCCCCGGGUUUCCCGAGAAGUACCCACACAACUUGGACUGCACCUUUACCAUCCUGGCCAAACCCAAGAUGGAGAUUGUUCUGCAGUUCCUGACCUUUGACCUGGAGCACGACCCUUUGCAGGUGGGAGAGGGAGACUGCAAAUACGAUUGGCUGGACAUCUGGGAUGGCAUUCCAAACGUUGGCCCCCUGAUUGGCAAGUACUGUGGGACCAAAACCCCCUCUGAACUCCGUUCCUCUACGGGGAUCCUCUCUCUGACCUUUCACACAGACAUGGCGGUGGCCAAGGAUGGCUUCUCUGCACGCUACUACCUGGUCCACCAGGAGCCGCUAGAGAACUUUCAAUGCAACGUCCCUCUGGGAAUGGAGUCUGGCCGGAUUGCUAAUGAACAGAUCAGUGCUUCCUCUACCUACUCUGAUGAAAGGUGGACCCCUCAACAAAGCCGGCUCCAUGGUGAUGACAAUGGCUGGACACCCAACUUGGAUUCCAGCAAGGAGUAUCUCCAGGUGGACCUGCGCUUCCUGACUAUCCUCACGGCCAUCGCGACGCAGGGAGCAAUAUCCAGGGAAACCCAGAAUGGCUACUAUGUCAAAUCCUACAAGCUGGAAGUCAGCACCAAUGGCGAAGACUGGAUGGUGUACCGACAUGGCAAAAACCACAAGGUGUUCCAAGCCAACAAUGACGCGACGGAGGUGGUUCAGAACAAGCUGCACACACCAGUGCUGACGAGGUUCGUCAGGGUUCGCCCUCAGACCUGGCACUCGGGCAUCGCCCUCCGGCUGGAGCUCUUCGGCUGCAGGGUCACAGAUGCUCCCUGCUCCAACAUGCUGGGCAUGCUCUCCGGCCUCAUAGCGGACUCGCAGAUCUCUGCCUCCUCCACCCGUGAGUACCUCUGGAGCCCCAGUGCUGCACGUCUGGUCAGCAGCCGCUCAGGCUGGUUCCCGAGGGUCCCUCAGGCCCAGCCAGGAGAGGAGUGGCUUCAGGUGGACCUGGGAGCACCCAAGACGGUGAAAGGCGUCAUCAUCCAGGGAGCCCGCGGAGGAGACAGCAUCACAGCCGUGGAAGCCAGGGCUUUUGUGCGCAAAUUCAAAGUCUCCUACAGCCUAAAUGGCAAGGACUGGGAAUACAUCCAGGACCCCAAGACACAGCAGCCAAAGCUGUUUGAAGGGAACAUGCACUACGACACUCCCGACAUUCGAAGGUUCGACCCUAUUCCGGCGCAGUACGUGCGGGUGUACCCCGAGAGGUGGUCGCCAGCGGGCAUUGGGAUGCGGCUGGAGGUGCUGGGCUGCGACUGGACAGACACAAAGCCCACAGUCGAGACACUGGGACCCACUGUGAAGAGCGAGGAGACCACCACCCCAUAUCCCAUUGACGAGGAGGCCACAGAGUGUGGAGAGAACUGUAGCUUUGAAGAUGACAAAGAUUUGCAGCUCCCUUCAGGAUUCAACUGCAACUUUGAUUUCCCUGAAGAACCCUGUGGUUGGAUGUACGAUCGCGCCAAGUGGCUCAGGAGCACCUGGACCAGCCCUUCCAGCCCAAACGACCGGACAUUUCCAGAUGACCGGAAUUUCUUGCGACUGCAGAGUGAUGGCCGGAGGGAGGGCCAGUACGGCAGGCUCAUCAGCCCACCCGUGCACCUGCCCCGCAGCCCCGUGUGCAUGGAAUUCCAGUACCAGGCCACUGGCGACCGCGGGGUGGCGCUGCAGGUGGUGCGUGAAGCCCCCCAGGAGAGCAAGCUCCUAUGGGUGAUCCGCGAGGACCAGGGCAGCGAGUGGAAGCAUGGGCGGAUCAUCUUGCCCAGCUACGACAUGGAGUAUCAGAUUGUGUUCGAGGGAGUUAUAGGAAAAGGACGUUCAGGAGAAAUUGCCAUUGAUGACAUUCGAAUAAGCACUGAUGUCCCGCUGGAGAACUGUAUGGAACCCAUCUCAGCUUUUGCAGGUGAGAAUUUUAAAGUGGACAUCCCAGAACUACAUGGGCGAGAGGGCUAUGGCGGUGAAAUUGAUGAUGAGUACGACGAGGUGGACUGGAGCAAUACUUCUGCCCCGACUUCAGGGUCUGGUGCCCCUUCGGCCGACAAAGAAAAGAGCUGGCUCUACACGCUGGACCCCAUCCUCAUCACCAUCAUCGCCAUGAGCUCGCUGGGGGUCCUCCUGGGGGCCACAUGUGCAGGGCUGUUGCUCUACUGCACCUGUUCCUACUCUGGCCUGAGCUCCCGCAGCUGCACCACGCUGGAGAACUACAACUUCGAGCUCUAUGACGGCCUCAAGCACAAGGUCAAGAUGAACCACCAGAAGUGCUGCUCAGAGGCAUGACGGAUUGCACCCAAAUCACAUCUGACGUUUCAUUCCAGCAAGAGGAACAAGUGAAGAUUACAUUUUUUUUCCUUGGGAGACUGAAUGCCAUAAUCUUGAUCAAACCGAUCCAGAAUGACCGAAGGUGUGGACUGGACAGACAGGCGAGCCGAGAGAGAUGGGGAGAUGCAGCCGCGAGGGGGUUGACGACCCCCUGGGGCCCGCGGGGGCUGAGUCAUUGCUGGGACAGAGACCAGAGCUCAUCUCUUUGGGAUCACAGUUCUGUUUUGUUUGUGAGUGUGUGAUUAUUCUAUUUUAUUUCUUUGGUCUGUGAGCAACUCAAAGAGGCAGAAGAGGAGAAUGUCUUUUCCAGUAUAGAAGCUGAGUGGUGAUCGUUACUCUUCACAUUCUCUUUCUAAUCAAUACUUGAAAAGCAAAGGGUCUUUUCAGACUUCCAUCUUUAGGGGAAAAAAAAAAAAAAAACAACCUCGAAAAAAAUCCAGCUUAUUCCGUUCUCUGCCAUCUUAUGACACGAGAUUCGCUGUGGUGCAUAUUCUGCCAGCCGACCCACAAGCUGCCGUUCCCAAUCCUAGCAUUGAAGUAGGAUGUUGUUGCCUUUAACUUUUUUUAUCCAGGGGAAAAUUGCCAUUUUAGGGUCAGCAUGAACAGCUCUUUCUUCUUUGCAAUUUGAAACAAACCAGAAAGGAAAGUUCACACAUCAAAAUCCAUAAAAGCACCUCCACGUUAGCAGCGGACAAGCCUUAAUGUGCUUUGUGAAUAGGAGCCAAUCGUUAAAUCUAGACCCAGAAGUGGUGGCUGAGAGGCUCCUUUUGGGGCCUCUAGUAGUGGUUUUGCUUUUUCUUUUCCUUCCUCCUUGUUCUGCUAAAACAUAUGCACACACACCUACAUACAUACACAAACACACAUAUUCACGCACACAUUUGUCCCCAGAAAUGAUGUCAUUUCAUAUCCAGAGAUGGGGAGGGCACAUGUAGGCUAUAGGUAUGGGUGAAAUAUAACAGGUGACCCCUCAUGGCAAGGAGAUCAGUGGAGAGAGAAAAAAAAAGCCAGCUCUGGGGUCUUGCAAUGGCUAAGGCUGGGCAGACUCUACUUGGUACAUACUGAUUUCUCCUUGAAGUUCCAGUACCACCUGGAACCUCAGAGCUAACCCGUCCAUGAGUCUAACCUGAAGUCUGCAAGCACUGUGGACCAGAACGUAGUUGAGACACUGCUUCAUGCUGUUAGACCACACACACACACACACAGACACACACACACUCACACUCACACCAGUUUAUGUGUUUUUAUUAAGUGCCUUGAAGAAAAAGUGUUUUUUCCCUCUAUGUAAAAAUCAGUGACGAUCAUGGACAUUAAGGCAUUCCUCCUAACCCCAGUGGCUCCUCCCCAGGUCCCCCACUCACCGCUGAUCCUAUUAAUGGAAUGAGCCCUGCUACCAAGUGGUAGUCACAGCCCUAGAUGACUCUCAGCUAUUGUAGAAGAGGAGGCAUCAGGAACAUAAUGAAACUGUGUGAAGAAUAAAACUGUCUGUAUCAAGAUCCCGAUCUUGAUCUUGUAGCGAAGCCUGAGCAUUGCCUGUGUGCUGGAAAUACAUUUGGAACCCAAACGGUAUGCCCAGCCUAUUGCUUAUCAGUGAUAAGCUGUCAGACCAUUUUUGCUGCUAUGGUCACCCACAAUUUCAUUUGUCUCAUACCCAGGUGAAAGGGGAAGGGUGAACUGGAUUGGCUGGUUCCUUUAAAUGUUAACUUAUGGAAAUCUAGUUCAAAUGGUAAUGUCACAGUGUUUUGUAUGCAGAGGGAGAGAUCAUACCAACAGCUAUUUGUUCAUAUGUGUGUGUGUGUCUUUGCUCUCCUUUCAGUUCUCUGUAUCUACUGUGUAUGUGAAUGGUCACGUGGGACUCAGUGGUGUUAUUGUGACUUUGACCUAGGGCCCGAGUGUGACUGCUGACCUCGGCACUCGGCACAGUGGUAGUUAGAGGUGACAAGUAAAGCUGUCAAGCCCAAGGGCUUAGCUUCAGGCUCCCCUGAGCUGGGCAUGCAGCGGAAGCAAAUUUUAAAUUAGCCUACCCUCCUCUUCACCGUCCCAUGUAGCUCAGUGUUCAGGAAGCUAGCAAGUCCAAGGAAUUUCCAAAAGGAGUCUGCAGAAGAACGAACUUCAAAAGCCUGUUCCGGAGGUCCUGGCCCUGUCAUACCCAGUGGUCUAUUUUACUGUUCCCCAAAGACCAGCCCUAUCUCCAGUGGCCUGAAGUUCACCUCUGAGUAUAUGUACAACUCAGCCUGCCUCUCUGUAACAGUCCUGUAUCCUAAUCACCAUUGGUUGAUCUGAGGCCCUAAGUGGGCCCUGAACGCUGAGCAAAAGCAGCUACACAGGGCUUGCAUGUAGAUACCUCACCAACACUGGACAAAGAGCGAGAGCGGGGCCGAUUUGAACUUGGCCAUGGGACAUUUUGUGCAUUUGUUGUCUCUACCUGCAGGUAGGCUAGCUGACCCCUCUCCUUGAGUCGUUCCCUUUGGGAAACCCAAGUCACAGUAUUGAUCUCCUUUUUGCCUUGUACUGAAUGACACAUUACCUCCACGCUCUCCCGGACUGGGCGGUCAGCAGGGCUACAGGGUUGCCUCUCUCUUAGCUGGGACUGGGGAGUCGACAGGGAUGAGGGUCCGAGGAAUGAGCAUGAAUGGCAAGAAAACAAGGGGAAAAGUUAAACCGCCACAGAGAAGGUUAACUUUUCCAGGGUUUGCAGCUAAAGGUAUCCGACCAUUCACUGGCUGAGCCAGGUCACGGGAACCUGAGAGCUUUUACUGUGAUUCUUCAAUGUAAAGAACAAACAACAAUGUCAAACUGUGUUUGUAUGAUUUGUAUAAAGCCUUUUUAAGAUUACUAUUUAAAUAAACAUUAUA
Talpa occidentalis (Iberian mole) is the source of this 6528-nucleotide messenger RNA. RefSeq names its product neuropilin 2 (gene NRP2). The record is from RefSeq and is a predicted model, not a curated record. Gene Ontology annotation, biological process: axon guidance; vascular endothelial growth factor signaling pathway; angiogenesis. The transcript is spliced from 17 exons. Gene Ontology annotation, cellular component: membrane. Lineage: Eukaryota; Metazoa; Chordata; Mammalia; Eulipotyphla; Talpidae. Bases 836 to 3634 code for a protein of 932 amino acids. Gene Ontology annotation, molecular function: vascular endothelial growth factor receptor activity; semaphorin receptor activity.